UCCGUUUCCUCUGGGCCCUGUCGUAUUUGAUUGGGCCAGCUUGUUGCGAGGAGGGAGGGGGCAGGUUGUUUGCAGCACAAGAGUCCGGCUCACGGGAAGGUAAACUGAGCUCCCCAGAGACGCUCAUCUAACCGCCUCUGCUCAGGCCUAGCCUUUACUCUCCAUCUGCCGCCACAGCUUCGAGGCGCCUGCCUCCGCCCUCCCGAAUGGUGCUCCUCCUCGUAGGCCUCAGCCCAGGAUCCAGACCCCUCUUCCCCCCUGCCUUGGAGCUUUUGCUCCGGAUCUCUCCUGGUGGACUUAUCCUGGGGAAGGAAGGCCUUUUGCCCAGACAAGGCCAUCUCUCUAGGAACCCCACUGUCAGUUUAAAUCUCAGCCUCCAACCGAGUGUGAGGUUCUUCCUGUGACCCCCUUUUCUGCCUUUUGACAAGAGAAACCUUUCUCCCUUGCUGCCCAGAGCCCAAAAAGCCCCAAGCUGGGGCCCUGGUCCCAGCAUGUCAGUCCCCUCUUGUGCAUAGGGCUCUGCCCUCUACCGGUCAGCAUGGCUGAGCCCAGGCAGGUUCCAGGCGGGAGGGAGACCCCACAGGGGGAGCUGCGGCCUGAGGUUGAGGAUGAAGUCCCUAGGAGCCCAGUGGAAGAGGAGCCUGGAGGAGGCAGAAGCAAUAGCAGUGAGACCAAAUUGUCCCCGAGAGAGGAGGAAGAGCUGGAUCCUAGAAUACAGGAGGAGCUAGAACAUCUGAACCAGGCCAGUGAGGAGAUCAACCAGGUGGAGCUACAGCUGGACGAGGCCCGGACCACCUAUCGAAGGAUCCUGCAGGAGUCAGCGAGGAAGCUCAACACACAGGGCUCCCAAUUGGGGAGUUGCAUUGAGAAAGCCCGGCCUUACUAUGAGGCGCGUAGGCUGGCUAAGGAGGCCCAGCAGGAGACACAGAAGGCUGCACUGCGGUACGAGCGGGCCGUGAGCAUGCACAACGCCGCGCGGGAGAUGGUGUUUGUGGCAGAGCAGGGUGUCAUGGCUGACAAGAACCGGCUGGACCCCACGUGGCAGGAGAUGCUCAACCACGCCACCUGCAAGGAAACGGUGUUGAAACUGUAUGGAGCAGGGCAGAGCUCUGGGUGUUGGUCUGCUCAGAAUGUGGCAUGGAUAGGCCCACUGGUCCUGGCUUUGUGUAAUCAGGCAGUCAGAGCGCUUGCCUACUCUCUGCUCGGAUGUGACUCCAGAUUGUGCACACCUGAGGUGAACGAGGCGGAGGAGGAGCGGCUACGUGGUGAGCGGGAACACCAGCGGGUGACGCGGCUGUGCCAACAGGCUGAGGCUCGGGUCCAGGCCCUGCAGAAGACCCUGCGGCGGGCCAUCGGCAAGAGCCGCCCCUACUUUGAGCUCAAGGCUCAGUUCAGCCAGAUCCUGGAGGAGCACAAGGCUAAGGUGACAGAGCUGGAGCAGCAGGUGGCCCAGGCCAAGACCCGCUACUCGGUUGCCCUGAGGAACCUGGAACAGAUCAGCGAGCAGAUUCACGCCCGGCGCCGGGGCCUGCCUCCUCACCCUCUAGGCCCACGUCGAUCCUCCCCUGUGGGGGCUGAGGCUGGGCCUGAGGGUGGUGAAGAUGGGGACAGCGGGAUUGAGGGGGCUGAGGGUGGGGGGCUGGAGGAGGGGGGCAGUCUGGGGCCUGGCCCAGGCCCUGACACGGACACACUGAGCCUGCUGAGCCUACGCACCGUGGCCUCGGACCUGCAGAAGUGCGACUCAGUGGAACACCUGUGGGGCCUCUCGGACCACACCAGCCUGGAUGGCCAGGAGCUGGGGCCCAGGAGCGGGGGGCCCCGGGGGAGUGAUGGGGCCCGUGGGGGCCGCCACCAGCGCAGUGUCAGCCUGUAGUUGUCAUCCUCAGACCACCGUCCCACUCAGGGGCCCCUCUCCUGGGGCCCACCCUUCCCCAGGUCAUCUUCUCUAAUGCUUCCCUUUGAGAGGUUGGCUGUGUCUGGAGUGCUCUAUGUCUGUCAUGGCUUUCUCACAGCCCCCUCCCCAGGUGGCAGCUCUCACCUUGCCUUACCUCCAGAAGUCUUGUUCUCCUGCUAGUUUCUGUCUGUCUAUCUCAUACCCUUUGCUUUCCUCUUUCUGUCUGACCCCUCCUUCCAUUCUUCCAGACUUUCCCUGUCAGGGAACUUGGUCUAGAAGACACAGGGAAGCCCAUCAGAGAAGCAGGUGUGGUGGGCCUGAGUCCUGCCCUCACUGCCCCCAGCCUGUGCAGAUAGGCACCUCUCAGGCACUUGUCUAAGGUGGCCCCGGGGACACUACUGAGUCCCCUUGGAAACCCUGCGCCUGUGUCUUCCCAAACUGCCCAGAGUAUAACCUGUAAGAAAGACUACUCCUCCCUUGAAAACACUGCCCCUUCCCUUCAGCGCUUGCUUCUCACUACUUUAGCGGCUCUGGCCCGUGUGCCCCAAAGCAGGAUUUAACAGGGUGACGAUGUCAGGGAAGAGGAAACCCAACCCCAGUAUCAGUGUAGGGAACACCAACUCCUCACUGGCUUUCCGUGCUUGUGGUGUUUCCCCAGCUCGGCUGGGUCCCUUCAGAUUGCAAAGGUGCUAUUGGGUCCUUUGGAUCCAUGUUGGGGAGGGGGUAUGAAGAUGUAAUGAGGUCCUGAUAAUGGAGGCUCCCGCCAUUCCCGGCCCUCACCUCCCUGCUGGGGAGUGGGGUUUACCUUUUCUGGGUAAAGGCUGCUGAACUGAAUUUCAGCACCCUCUUGCAGGGUGGAGUUAGGGAAUUUGGUGCUCAACUGCUCUCCCUGGCUCUUCCCCAAACUCGACAAUUUCUCCUCCAAGGUUCCUUGGGGAGUAUUCAAGCAUGGCUGCCCAGCCUCCUACCUCACCUGAUGCAGGGAGGAAUCUGCCUGGGGUGCAGGGUCCCUGCCCUCCACAGGCAACCCCAGGUGCCUUGUGCUGCUUCCAGGCUGCCAAGAGGGAGAGGUGGGGAAGCCACAUCAGGAUGGGAAUGCUUUGGGAGAGCCAGGCCUUUCCCUUGUCCGACCACAGGAAGGUGGAGAGCAGGCUCUGCACAUGAGAGAGUGUGUGUCGGCCUGUCCUGUUCCUCCACUUGGAGGGCAUCUCCAUGGAAAGUGUCUCCCUGCCUUCUGGUUGAGGGAGGAUGGUCAUAAUGAGAACCACAGGUUUGAGGUGGCCAUUGAGUGGAGGGAAGAAAAGGAACAAGGACAUGGGUGUGUGUGUGUGUGUGCAUGCAUGUGCAGGUGUGUGUGGGAGAGAGGGUCUGCUUCUGGUUUUAUUUAAAUAAAAUAGUUUAUGUAACAAUAA
Loxodonta africana (African savanna elephant) is the source of this 3306-nucleotide messenger RNA. RefSeq names its product SH3 binding domain protein 5 like (gene SH3BP5L). The coding region runs from base 539 to 1873 and encodes 444 amino acids. Gene Ontology annotation, cellular component: cytoplasm. Gene Ontology annotation, molecular function: protein kinase inhibitor activity. Gene Ontology annotation, biological process: negative regulation of protein tyrosine kinase activity; intracellular signal transduction. The record is from RefSeq and is a predicted model, not a curated record. The transcript is spliced from 8 exons. Lineage: Eukaryota; Metazoa; Chordata; Mammalia; Proboscidea; Elephantidae.